Guyanagaster necrorhizus is the source of this 6226-nucleotide messenger RNA. RefSeq names its product kinesin-3. Gene Ontology annotation, molecular function: microtubule motor activity; ATP binding; microtubule binding. The transcript is spliced from 9 exons. Gene Ontology annotation, biological process: mitotic spindle organization; microtubule-based movement; spindle elongation. NCBI's taxonomy places the organism in Eukaryota, Fungi, Basidiomycota, Agaricomycetes, Agaricales, Physalacriaceae. Gene Ontology annotation, cellular component: microtubule associated complex. The record is from RefSeq and is a predicted model, not a curated record. The coding region runs from base 34 to 5994 and encodes 1986 amino acids.
GUUUCGACCUGAACGUUGUGAGCAACCGCAACGAUGGCCCCCCAGUCGUCGUCGUCAGCGACGACCUCGGUCCAAGUUGCCCUUCGUAUAAGGCCGACGACAGCUCAAGAUAGUACUAAUAUUCCCGCUCGUUUCCAACGCUCGGUCCUUCAUGCGACCUCCGUCAACUCUGUCUCUGUAGAAGGCACGUCGAGCGCGCCGCCUAAUGCGGGUACAUCACCUGUUGCCUCUGUGGCUUCGUCUAGCGCGGCGUCGAAGAAGCAGGUUUUCUCCUUUGAUCAGGUUCACGGUCCUUCCACAACGCAGCACGCCAUGUUCACCUCCACCGCGCAUCCUCUAAUCACUCGUUUCAUCGAAGGCUUCAAUUGCACUAUUCUCGCAUACGGACAGACAAGCAGCGGGAAAACGUUUACCAUGACUGGCAUGGAUCUGGAUGCCGACCCCUCUGAUCCUGGCAACGGCAUGGGUAUCAUCCCGAGGGCUGUUUCAACGAUUUUUUCGCGUGCAAGACAACUCAAAGAUGAGCGUGGUACUGCUUGGAAUUACAGCAUCAAGGGAUCCUUCAUAGAAAUCUACAACGAAGAUCUCAUUGAUUUGCUCAGUAUGGAUGAUACGGCUGGUGGUAGGCGAGAGGUGCAGAUUCGCGAAGACAAAGAUGGUCACAUUAUUUGGGGCGGGCUUCGUGAGGUGAACGUGAAAAACUCGGGCGAGGUCAUGAAUCUUAUUCGGAAAGGGACGUCAAUUAGACGGACCAAUGAAACCGAAAUGAAUGCCCAGUCGUCCCGUUCUCAUGCCAUCUUCUCCCUUACUCUCACUCAGAAAAAGUAUACCGGCUCUGGAGCCCCACCACGUUCUCCCUCUCCUUUACCCCCGGGCGGCCGUUCACCUUCACGCCUAGUUCGUCCGGGGUCUGUAUAUUCAUCAAACCCCAGCAGUUCAAGGGUCGCUUCUCCAACUUUUGGUCGCCCAUCAACUCCAAGCUUCGCAGCUGCAAUGGGACGGGGUGGUGGCCUCCGACCUGCCAGCGCUCUUGGACAUGCGGCAGACCGAGCAAUGAUUCCCCAUGAUGACGAAGCUGGAGAAUGGGUUACUAUCGUGUCCAAAUUCCAUUUCGUCGAUUUAGCGGGUUCUGAACGACUUAAGAGGACAGCUGCCGCGGGCGAGCGCAUUAAAGAGGGCAUUUCUAUUAACAGUGGUCUUCUGGCGCUCGGAAAUGUCAUCUCGGCGCUUGGCGACCCUUCUCGUGUCAAAUCGCAUACGGCAUCUCACGUUCCUUAUCGUGACUCCAAACUUACUCGACUUCUACAAGACUCGCUCGGUGGUAAUGCUCAUACGCUGAUGAUUGCAUGUGUCAGCGCAGCCGAGUAUAACGUCGGCGAGACUAUCAAUACCCUCAAGUACGCCAAUCGCGCUCGCAAUAUUAAGAAUAGAGCGGUAGUCAAUGAGAAGGAGGAUGGAUGGGAUGACAUUGAAUGGCUUCAGGGUACGGUCACUCGCCUACGGAGAGAGCUGAAAGCUAUCAAGGAAGGUGGCAGCAAUGGCAGCGUCGAAAUUGGUGGUCCUGAGGCGCUGGAAGGUGCUGGCAGGAAGGUCCUCGCUCAGAUGACAGAGCUCCAGAACAACUACGAAGAUCUCAGGGGAAAGUUUGUUGAGCGUACCGAGGAGCUGACGAGACUGAGGCGGGAACUUGGGGAGAAACACCGGGGUAGCAGUGCAGGCGCGAUUGGGGGCACCGCUAAAUAUGAGGAGAUAGUGGGCCCCGUCAUCGAGGAGUACGAGAAGACUAUUGCGGCUAUGGAAGCAGAGCUAAAUCUCAAUCGAGCUGCGUUGAGACAUACCAAUGAAAUGGUCGAGGAGAAGGAGGUGGAGUUGUCGGCUGUGACGGAGAGGCAUGCUGCUACCGAGUUGUAUGUGGAGGAGCUUAGGGCUCGUGUUGCAAAGCUGACAGAAAGAGAAGCUUCUACGGAGGCGUAUGUUCGCGACCUGGAGGAGAAAAUGAAGGCUUAUGAUGAAACAUCCAUCACUUCGAGCGAGUCAAUGACAGACUUGAAGCGCGAAGUUGCUCGGUUCAAGGACUCCGAAUCCUACUCAACCAAAUACAUUGCUGAUCUGGAAGCACGUUUCGCGCGCUCAGAUGAGUCGAUUCUAGCCCUUCAGCAAACGGUCGAAAAUUUAGAGCGAGAAGUCGAACGGCGCAGAGACGAAGUUGAGUCGUUGCAAUCUCGGCUGCAGGUCAUACGUCAAGACGGAGAGGCCUGGCGCAAUGACUUGGAGGACAGAGAGCGAAAGGUACGAGAGCUGGAGAUGAAGAUGCAAGAAUGGGAAAGGAAAAAGAAGGAUGCUGGAGAUACCAGAGUGAGACUGGGAAGUGUAGUUGACGAAGUUGCACUCGCCCGACGUAGUCUUGACAUCGACCUCAAGAAUGCUGCGCCGUCUCUUCAAGUUAAUGGUGAAUUUGAAGAGAUUCCGGACCAUGUGAGCGGCACAUCUCUGGCAGCGCUUGAGGCAUCCCCUUCCUCUUCGGCCCCUGUAACGCCCGCAGAAACCGAUCAAUCCCUUCAUCAUCAGUUCAUCGCACUGCAGCAGACUCACACGGCGACUCUCGCCGACCUUUCAUCAGUGACCGCCAAGUACCGAGAUGCUUUGCGUGAGAUUUCGGACCUCGCCGCGCAAAUCCAGGAAGCAAAACUCAGCAACUCCGUGUCAAGUGAAUCGUUCGGUGAUUCUCCCACCACAACCGAUAAAUCCAUGGAACUGUCCCCUAUGAGGAGGCGUAUUGGCAGUCGAACAAGAGAGGCAAACGAGCCUCAGUACAAUGCUGCCGGCAGACGGCUUUUUUUCAGGCAGGCGGCCUCGGCAGAAUCGCUCCACUCGAGGUCGCUUUCGCAAUCGCAAUCGCUUUCACAGGAGCUCUCCUCGGUUCACUCGCGCAAAACCUCUUUUUCAAGUCUUAGCUCGCAUUCACAUUCUCGAUCCAAUUCAAAUUCGACUUCCACCUUGAAUUCUUUGCUGCAGAGUUCUAGACCGAAUCUCUCUAUAUCUGUGCCCGCCGGUGUCCCAAAUCAUGCGGAACGGUCUGUGUCGAGUCUUGAAAUGGAAAUCAUGCGCUUGCAGGACGUUUUGAAGGAGCGGGAGGCUGAAAUUUCGGCGCUUGAGAAUUCUCUGAAGCAGAGUCGGGAUGAUCAAAGCGCAGCAUCGUCCCCGGCCCUAGCUACACCUGCGGAUGAUGUUCCUGAGACCUUACCGACGAAGGUCAACGGUACCACUUCUCCCGUCCAUCUCUCGCCAAAAACGAUGGGUCAUUUUGACCACAUACGCAGGAGCAUGGAGAACGCGAGCGGACACUCUAUCGAGGACCUUCAAGACUCAGAGUCUGAGAAGAAUGGCUCGUCCGUUAUCUCGGAGGCCGACGAAUCGUUGGAACGCCUGAAUGAGUUGAUGUUGUCUAUGGCGCAAAAGGAAUCCCAUCAUCGAGAGGUGGUCGACACCUUGAAUGAACAGCUGGCUCAGUUGAGGCGGCAGCACGAUGAACUUACAACGUUGUCAAGGGACCAGGCCUUGAACAUGUCUUCUGAGAUUGAAAACCUCCGAUCGCAAUAUGACCAGGAUCUUCGAAUGCUUGACGAGGUGCAGAGACGCGAAGCGGAACUCUCAGCAACUCUGGGGCAAACCAUCGCUGAUCACGCUACCGCUAUAGAGGAGAUACGAGUUCAACAUGCUGAGGCUUUGAAGGCUAAGCAAGCUGAAGUUGAUGAUCUGCUUUCUCGUUUCAACUCCGAGAACCAAACACCCUCCUCAUCUUUCCGCAAUGAACUUGCCGCGGCUUCUGCUACGCUUGAACAGGUACAUCGGGAUCACGAGGCUGCCUUCGGCAAACUCAAGGAGGAGUACGACCAAGAGCUUCGGUCUUGCCUACAGGGAGCCAACACUAUUCUAUCGCAGACCAAGGACGAGCAUGAGGUUGCAAUUCGUAAGAUUGUAGCUGAACACGAAGAAAUGCUCAAGCGAAACGAGGCCGAGUCGUCUUCUGUUCUUCAUAAAACUGAGGAGGACUAUUAUAAUGUCCUAACAAAGCUGCGCGGAGAUCAUGCAGCAGCUAUGGAGAAGCAAUCUGUGGAUGCGGCAGCUACUCUGGAGCGUUUGAAGGAGGCGCAUGUGGGGCAACUUCGGAUGGCUGAAAUUGCCCGGCAAGGAUCACUUUCCGAAUCCCAGUCUUCUCGUGCAACCGCGCUACAGGAACUUCAGGACGAGCAUUCUGUAGCCAUGGCUAGGAAGCAGUCUUCAUUUGCAGAGGAGCUGGAGUUGUUGAAAUCAGAACAUUCUCGGGUGCUCGUCACGCAGGAAGAAGACUAUCAAUUGCAGAUGGAUAAGAUUCGCUCUGAACAGGGAGGCGUUAUCAUGAAAUUGAAGGAAGGGUGGCGGGUGGAGAGUGAGCGUCUGAACUCUGCUAUCAUCGCAAUUAAGAUGGAAGCCGCAUCAUCAGCGUCGGUUGCGGCUGCAAAGGCGUCGGCUGAAUUGGAUGCUGCCGUCACCUUGGUGAAAGAGCAGCAGGCGAUGGUGCUGCAGGAAUUCGAGCGCGGUCACGAGGCCGAGAUCUUACGUCGCAACGAAGCUCAUUCCUCAGCGUUCGAAGGUCUCGAGGCACAGGCUGCUGAUAAGCACGCUGUUGUUGUCCAAUCCCACAUGGAAGAGAUCCUCAAGCUCAAGUCCGAUCAUCAACAAUCUGUUGCCGAACUCAACGCGAGCAUUGUUGCCCUUGAGGAGUAUCAUAAGGCUGCUCUCGAAGACGCCAGAGUCCGUAGCGAGCAAGAACUGGCGGAGGAGAGGGAGCUAUUAGCUGCAACUCUCGACGACCUCAAGGUGCAACACGACGCAGAACGAGAUAUUUUACGCAAAGAUCAUGACUUGCUUGUGGAGGAGCUUGAGGCACACAAAGUCGCUGCGGAUGAGUUCUCACUACUCCGUGAAGAAUCUAGAGAGAUCCACGAGCACGCCAUGCAGGAGAAGGCGGCGGUUAUCCACGAGAUGCAACACCAGAUGUCGAUCUAUCAGGAUGAGCGCGACGAGCUUGCUGGGGCUGUCGCCAAGCUUCGGGCCGAACUUGACAAAACAAAAAGCGAACAGUCGAAGCUUAUUCAAGAGGCCUCAAAACGCGAAUCACUUGUGGGUGAACUGGAGCGACAUCGUUCCGUACUUGCUGAGAUGCAAGAGAACUUACAGAAGGUCAAGGAUGAAAAGGACACACUCCAAGUCGAGAAAAACCGUUCCGAAACUCUUCUACGCGAACUGCAAGCUCAGCUGGCUCGAAGCGGAUCACCUCCUAAUGCCCGACCUACCACGGACCGCAGUGUAUCGUACAACAGGGCUAAUGGCCUUCCUCCUAUGAAGCUACCUCCUCCUACGCCUCCGCCAUCAGUCCCUCCCCCUCCUGCUCCUCGUUCACACGAUGUUGUCGGUAGCGUUUCUUCACAAGCAUCUUCCGCCAUUACUUCAUCAUCAUCAUCAUCCCGAGAGUCGCAGCUAGAUUCCCCGUCAACUUCCAUCGGUCAAGGUUCUGUCAAUAAUAUUGGGCCGACGAACGCGAAAUUGGAGCAACAAGCCAAGCUGAUCGAUGAGCAGGAGGCGAUGAUCAAGACGUUGAAUAAGCAGCUCACACACUGUGAAAGCGACUUGCAGACGCACAUGGAUCUAGUCAGCACGCUGGAAACUUCUCUCGGCGAUUCAGAGAAAAACCUCCGCAAGGCCCGGAUGCAUGCCACGGAAUUAGCCCGAGAACGAGACACGCUUAAUACCAAACUAGACGGUCUCCGCAGUGAACUUACGGAGGCCAAGCGAGAGGUUAUUAACGUUCGCAGGUCAAUAGUGGAAGAGAAACAGUCGUACGAACAGCGAUUAGAUGAAGAACGAAAAGCGAAGGAACGAGCGCGUCAACAACUAGAUUCACGAAUGGAUGAGCUAACAUCGAAACGUAAAUCCAAGUUUGCUUGUCUGUGAUUGUUCCUUUCUGUUCCUUUCGCCAUGCCAUCCUUUUUCCUCUGCACGCAUUCAUUUACGGCUUACUCAUGUCCAUUGUCCACUCAUUCGUAACCUUAUUCGUUAUCGCUCGCUCUCCUCACUAGGUUACCUGCUUGGGAUACCCACAGUUACAGUGUUUUACUUAGCUAUUUCCAUAUGUUUUUCUUAUACCUCCUCGUUCCCGUAUAUGUAGGGUAUAUAUGUUACACGU